Pyrus x bretschneideri (Chinese white pear) is the source of this 2158-nucleotide messenger RNA. RefSeq names its product rust resistance kinase Lr10-like. Lineage: Eukaryota; Viridiplantae; Streptophyta; Magnoliopsida; Rosales; Rosaceae. Gene Ontology annotation, biological process: protein phosphorylation. The transcript is spliced from 2 exons. The coding region runs from base 1 to 2043 and encodes 680 amino acids. The record is from RefSeq and is a predicted model, not a curated record. Gene Ontology annotation, molecular function: ATP binding; polysaccharide binding; protein kinase activity.
AUGCAAACUUACAACAAGGCAAAAACUUUGAGAACAACUGCCUUUGGCUCUGCUGAAAGAGUAGAGAUGAAUAUCGAUAGCCAACUCCUCCAACCUCUGUUUUUCUUGCUGGUAAUUUUCUUCGCCACGGCCAUUAAUGUCGUACCAAGCAAAGCAGCAGCUGAUGAUCAUGGCACAGACUGCCCAAUUUCACGGUGUAGGGAUGAUGGUCCCGUUAUCAAGUUUCCCUUUCGCCUAAAAGACGAUCCCCCACACUGUGGCCAUCCACAGUUUGAGGUUUCUUGCUUGCAAAACAAGACAAUGAUUCAGCUCUCAUCGUCAUCGGGACUGUUUCCCAUACGAACAAUAGAUUACAAACGGAAACAGUUUCGCGUCUACGAUGCAAAUGGUUGCCUCCCCAGACGCCUUCUUAACUUUACCAUCUCCAGCAACUCAUCUCAGCUCUUUGAUAUCUCCCGGCCCUAUGAUUACCGGUCCUAUGAUUACUCCUAUUAUUACCGGCCCUAUGAUUCCCUGUAUUUCGACUGCGCUGCUUCAUUAACUACUACUCUGAUAGCAAACUUUACAUUAUUAAACUGUUCCACAGAUCAAAACUUGACCAGAACCUUCAAUGCGAACUACUUUCCUAUCAGCUGUCUCAGUGUCCCAGGGCACCAAGUUCUGGCUUUUCCACCCGAAGCUUCUGUCGCUGAUUUGCCUGUGCCAACUUGUAGCAUUUGGAGAAAACUCCAAUAUCUUCCGUUACGAAGAGUGGAUGGUAAUAACAACCGACACAAUUGUGGCGUGGGCAGUUUUCUGUGGCUGCGAUGGAAAUCAUGGGAUAAUUUCCCAUCAUGCCAAUACUGUGGACGAUAUUGCCAUCCCAAUAGCAGCACCAAUCAGUUGGAGUGCCAUCGUCCUCCACAACAUCAAAAAGGCCAUGCAUCAAGUAGGACGUCGAUUAUCUUGGGAGCGAGCGUAGCUUCAUUUGCUCUUAUAUCAGCGGUGGCAGCAGUAGUAUUUUUUUUCCAUGUAAAACGAUCAAAGAGCGUACAGGAGAAAGAGAAUCAACUCAAAGUUGAAAGGUUCCUGAAGGAUCACAAAUCUCACGUACCAACGAGAUACUCCUACGCCGAUAUUAAAAAGAUGACAAAUGGAUUCAAGAAAAAGUUAGGUGAAGGAGGUUUCGGAAGCGUUUACAGUGGAGAGCUUCCAAUUAAUGGAGUUCCAGUCGCCGUAAAAGUCCUCGCUGACUCGAAAGGAAAUGGAGAAGAUUUUGUUAAUGAAGUGGGAACCAUUGGCAGAAUUCAUCAUGUCAAUGUGGUUCGUCUACUAGGUUUUUCUGCCGAAGUAGGCAAACGUGCGCUUAUUUACGAGCUCAUGCCAAACAGGUCCCUAGAGAACUUCAUCACAUCUAAAGAUCAAUCCAAUAACACUUUGUUUGAUUGGCAGAAACUUCAUAACAUCGUCAAUGGUAUAGCGAAGGGAAUCGAGUAUCUUCACCAAGGGUGCGACCGCAUGAUCCUCCACUUCGAUAUCAAGCCUCGUAACAUACUGUUAGACCAUGAUUUCAGUCCUAAGAUCUCGGAUUUUGGUCUGGCUAAACUGUGUUCCAAAGAAGACAGUAUCGUAUCUAUGACAGCUGCUAGAGGCACCGUGGGCUACAUUGCACCAGAAGUGUUUAACGGGAACUUUGGGAACGUGUCACACAAGUCAGAUGUGUACAGUUUCGGGAUGCUGGUGCUUGAGAUUGUUGGAGCUAGGAAGGAAACUGCUCUUGCUUCUGGCAACAAUGAGGUCUACUUUCCAGAGUUGGUCUACAAUCGUCUCGUUCAAGGAGAAGAGUUGGAUUUGAAGCUAGAUACCGAUGAGGACACUCAGAUUGCUAAGAAACUAGUGAUUGUGGCACUUUGGUGCAUCCAGUGGUACCCGGUGAAUCGCCCUCCCAUGAAAGCAGUUGUUAGAAUGCUAGAAGGAGGCUCUGAAAACUUGAGCAUGCCACCAAAUCCAUUUGCUUCCACAAGUGCACAGACAGAUCAACCGAGAACAACACUGUCAAGUUAACUAGUCACACUAAAUAAUUGUGUCCUGCAUAUUUGUAAAAGUAGCACGAAAGCAACAAUUAAAAGAGCUUUCUAAUAAAAUUUUACUGCCUGGUGGCUAGUAAAUUAUCAUUUUA